Cottoperca gobio is the source of this 11346-nucleotide messenger RNA. RefSeq names its product zinc finger protein 462 (gene znf462). The record is from RefSeq and is a predicted model, not a curated record. Gene Ontology annotation, cellular component: nucleus. Gene Ontology annotation, biological process: positive regulation of transcription by RNA polymerase II. Lineage: Eukaryota; Metazoa; Chordata; Actinopteri; Perciformes; Bovichtidae.
GGAGAAGCAGGAAAGAUGGCGAUCAUCCAUUAGACCGACCGGGCGCACGCAUGAAAUACGAGGACAACUUUUGGGAGGAUCGCUUGAGGAGAAGAUUGUACCAGUUUCCCUGAUUUUACAGGGAGUGCUCCCACUUUUCAAUGAUGGAGGUAUUGCAGUGUGACGGCUGUGACUUCCGUGCCGAGUCAUAUGAGGACUUGAAGAUCCACAUUCAGGAAGUGCACACCGUUUUCCUGCAGCCUGCAGAUGCAGAUGAGUCUGACUCUCUAAAAGACGAGGAUGAAGGGGAGGAGGAAUAUGAGGACAAGGAUGACAAGGAUUAUACGCCUCCUAAAGCUGGAAUGAGCCCCAACUCUACUGAAAAUUCCAAGCAAACACCACAAAACCAGACAGCUGAAACCCACCUGCCAUUUUACCAGUGCAAGUUCUGUGUCCGUUACUUCAGAUCAAAGUCAUUCUUAAGAAACCACACCAAAAAAGUGCAUAAUGAUGUAGAGGAGGAUUCUGAUGCAAGUAUCUCGUCGGAGACAGCUAAGAAGCCCGGCUACACCGUUAUAAUGUACAAUGACCAUUCAAAGGUGUAUUCCUGUCAGCAUUGCACAUACAAGUCUCCACGCAAAGCAAGGAUAAUUAAACACCAACUAAUGUAUCAUAACAAGGUUCCCUCAGAGAGCACUGGAGAUCCUUCAGAAUACACCGAGACCGGAGAGGAAUCUGACUCAGCCAGUGGACUCGUGAAGGGAACAUUUGCCUGCGAAUGGUGUGACUAUCAGACUGACCAGAAGGACAGCUGGACUAAUCACGUGGUGAUGGAACACAGUGACAAGGUCAAGAUAGUUUCCAGCAUUGCGGAUCUAGAAGGGGAGGCAAGUGCAAGCUCACCCAAACCAGAUUCUCCCUCCGCUUCGCAAAGCCCGACUAGAUCAAAGAUGAGUUCCACUGAUGUUGAUGAAAAGGAAGAGCCGGAAGGAAAAACAGCAGAAAACACAUCAGAGAAUCCAGUCCCAGAGAUCUCAUCCUUUCAAUAUGCACAGAUUAGUGCAGUAGCACCCAACAGCACAGGUUCCUCCAUUUUGUCCAAGAAGUUCGCUUCAUCUGACGUCUCCAAAAGUGUUGUAGAGAUGGAUGCCAACCUAAUCAAUGAGGAGGACUCUCGUAGCAGCUUAGAGGGUGAUGAUGAAGAAGAGUUAGGGGAUAUAGAUGACCCCAACUAUACUGGGACCCUGUCAGCAGAUGCAAAGCAGCUUUUAACUGAUGAGGAUAAUAAAUUACUGGAGACUAAAGGAAUACCAUUUAGAAAGUACAUGAACCGAUUUCAGUGCCCCUUUUGCUCCUUCCUUACCAUGCACAGGCGGAGCAUCUCCCGCCACAUUGAAAAUAUUCACCUUUCUGGUAAAACCACAGUGUAUAAAUGUGAUGAAUGCCCGUUUAUUUGCACCAGCCCUCUUAAACUAGGCACGCACAAACAGAGCCACAUAUCCUCAGAUGUAGACACCAUGGACCUAACAAGUGAUAGCCCAAAUCCUCUCAAUGACAGUGCUGCAGAGCCAGUUAAUGGGGGUAAUGUAAGUUCCAAAGUCAAUGGAAAAAAGAUAACCAGCACACCGAACGACCAGCAGAAUCCUCAUCGCUGCACACUCUGCAGCUUCUCUACCACAACUCUGAAAGGUCUGAGGGUUCACCAGCAGCAUAAGCAUUCCUACUGUGAUGACCUAGAUCCCACUGUCUUUGAAAGCCAGCUGACUGACCAGCCGGACUCUGAAGUGGACGCUUCUCCAAUCUUUCUACAAAAAACCCAGACCUCCAUUUUAGGACUUGCCACCAAAAAGCCCUUAGUAACAGGGAAAAGAGCCAGGAAGUCCAUUAAUGACUUACCUUUGGAUUUGUCCUCGGUUAAGAAGAGGACUAGAAUUGAUGAAAUUGCCAGUAACCUUCAAAGUAAGAUAAGCCAAAGCCAACAGGACAUGAUCAUAAACUUAGAUGACAUGGAUGAUGAAGAUGCAGGAGAAAAUCACGCCGGUGAUGAUAUAGAUGGUGGAAACCAUGACAAUAAAAACCCUAUCUUCACUUAUAACACACAACAGCUUCAUGCAAGAGAAUCAAUGAUCUCUCAAGAGGGAGGAAGAAUAGGAAAAAGAAAAAGCAACCCUAAGUCAAAACCUAGAAUCAUUCCUAUAUCACUGACUCUCUCAGAUUAUAGUGAAAACAUCUGUGCUGACCCCAGCGACAGUGCUAUCCAAGAGACUGCCGAUUAUUCAGAGGAUCCAGGAGCGGCACGCUUCUACUGUAAACACUGUGAUUACCACAACAAAUCAGCUCGUAGCGUCAGCACCCAUUACCAGAGAAUGCACCCUUACAUCAAGUUCAGCUUUAAGUAUAUCCUGGACUCCGAGGACCAGAGUGCGGUCUUUCGCUGCUUAGAGUGUUACAUCGAAUACACAAAUUACAACGAUCUGCAUCAACACUACAUGGAUCAUCACCCUGAGGCAAGCAAUGUGCUCAACUUCAACCAACCAAAUCUGGUAUACAUGUGCCGCUUUUGUUCGUACACAAGCCCCAAUGUCAGGAGCCUAAUGCCCCAUUACCAAAGAAUGCACCCUACAGUGAAAAUUAACAAUGCUAUGAUCUUCUCCAGCUAUAUAGUAGAGCAGUCCCACAAAACAGGUGAAUCCCAAACACUGAGGGAAAUAUUAAACUCUGGCCCCAAGAAUCUGAACUCAGCCACGUCAACCCCCAGGUCAUCCACCAGCCCAGUGCUGAAAACGGUCUCCAAGAUCCCCGAAGCCAGUGCUGAGACAGACCCUCUCAAAGAAUCUAUAGGUGGCAAUGUAGUUGUCUAUGAUUGUGAUGUGUGCUCUUUUGCUAGCCCCAACAUGCACUCCGUUUUGGUCCACUAUCAGAAGAAACACCCAGACCAAAAGGCAUCUUAUUUCCGUAUUCAGAAAACCAUGAAGGUCAUCUCGGUGGAUCAAUCGCAGUCUGUUGCAAACUCUUCACAUAAUCUCAACAUGGCAACGCCUCCAAAACAACCAAGCGCAGCGCUGUUUGGUCCAGAAGAAGAAAUGUACUACUGUAAACAUUGCGUGUACAGCAACAGAUCUGUUGUUGGAGUGUUGGUCCAUUAUCAAAAGAGACACCCAGAAGUAAAAGUGACAGCAAAAUAUAUCAAACAUGGCGCUCCCACACCCGGUUUGAUGAAAUUAAUGGAUGAAUUGCAAAUUGCGGCUCCCAAACAGUUUUUGAAGCAGUUUCAAAACAAUGGUCACGAUGGAUCUAACAACACAAGCCCGAAACCAGGAAGUGGUGAAAAAGGUGAGGACGAGCUGUUCUUUUGUCAGCACUGUGAUUAUGGCAACCGCACUGUAAAAGGAGUGCUCAUUCAUUACCAGAAGAAGCAUAGGGAAACCAAGGCCAACGCUGACCUUGUGCGUCGUCACACUGCAGUUGUCCGGAGUCAGCGCGAGCGUGCACAGAUGGUUCAGUCAAGCAGCAUCUCUUCUGCCUUGACCCCAGCCCCUCCAGACCCUGAAAACACUACGCUCCUGCGCUCCCUGAAGUGCAGACACUGUUCCUACACAUCCCCCUACGUCUAUGCUCUAAAGAAACAUCUUAAGAAAGAGCACCCCACUGUGAAAGCUACAGCCAUGACCAUUUUACACUGGGCUUACCAAGAUGGUGUUCUGGAGGCUGGCUACCAUUGUGAGUGGUGCAUUUACUCCCAUGCUGAACCCCAAGGCCUGCUGCUCCAUUACCAAAGACGCCAUCCUGAGCACAAUGUCGAUUACACAUACAUGGCCAGCAAGCUAUGGGCUGGUCCGGAGACCACCCAACAAGGGGCCAAUAUGGAAACUAAACAUUACAAAUGCAGAGACUGUGCCUUCGAGGCCUGUACAAUUUGGGACAUUACUAGUCACUACCAGGCAGUCCACCCUUGGGCUAUUAAAGGGGAUGAAUCUGUGCUUUUGGAUAUUAUCAAAGGAAAUGGCUCGGCUGAAAAGAUCCACCUGCAGGUUGCCAAUGAACACAUGUCUUUCAAUUGCCAGUCGGUUGAAGAUGAUGGAGCGCUGGUCAUUGUCACCACACCUCAAGAAAGCAAUCUCCAUCCUCCCCACCCACGUCUUUCCAUGUCUAACAAUACUUAUCAGUGUACUGUAUGUCUGUCAGAGUACAACAGUCUCCAUGGCCUCCUCACUCACUAUGGAAAAAAGCACCCAGGCAUGAAAGUAAAAGCAGCAGAUUUUGCACAGGAAGCAGACAUCAACCCUAGCUCUGUGUAUAAAUGUCGACACUGUCCGUAUGUAAACUCCCGAAUCCACGGGGUUCUAACUCACUAUCAGAAGAGACACCCGUUAGUGAAAGUCACUGCAGAAGACUUUGCAGAUGAUAUAGAACAAAUCGCUGACUUAAAUGAAGAUGACAAGUGCAAAACUCAAAGGCAAGGCUAUGGCGCAUACAGAUGCAAAAUUUGUCCGUACACGCAUGGGACACUGGAGAAACUAAAAAUCCAUUAUGAGAAAUAUCACAAUCAGUCGGCCGCUGAAAUGUUUGCUGCCUCUAUGACAUAUUUUACUCCCGGUGGAGAAACAGAGCCAGUAGCCGAAUGCAGUGCUGGUAAUAUAUCAAGCACUGCCAAAGUCCAGGAAGUCAGUGAAUUGGACCUUGCCCUCUCCAAGUUACCCAUCAAUAAGACAGAGAAACAUGCUAUAUUCAAGUGUCAGCUCUGCAAAUACUUCUGCUCCACCAGGAAAGGCAUAGCUCGUCACUAUCGUAUCAAGCACAACAACGUCCGCGCUCAGCCAGAGGGUAAAAACAAUGUCUUCAAAUGUGCUCUGUGUGCAUACACAAAUCCUAUACGCAAAGGUUUGGCAGCACAUUACCAGAAGCGGCAUGAUAUUGAUGCCUAUUAUACCCAUUGUUUGGCUGCUUCCAAGACUAUGACGGAAACUCCUAGCAAAGUGAUAGCACCCCCGCCACCAGAAGGAGACAAUUCAGAAAUGAGUGAAGACUUGCGUUUGGCUGUGGAGAGACGAAAGUGUUCUCUUUGCGCCUUUCAGGCCUUCAGCAGGAAGAGCAUUGUCUCUCAUUACAUUAAACGCCACCCAGGUGUCUUCCCCAAGAAGCAGCACGCUAGCAAGCUUGGUCGCUACUUUACCGUUAUCUAUGCCAAAGAACCCGAAAAAAUUGCAAUGGCAGAGGAUGACAAGGAAGUGCUAGAGGUUCAGCUUAAAUCCGAGCAGGAUGGAGAGGUCGAAUGGCUGCCAUUCAAGUGUCUAAAAUGCUUCCGGUUGUCCUUUAGCACAGGUGAGCAGCUCUCUAUGCACUACAACGACCUCCACAGCAAUGACUUGAAGAGGGACUUUGUGGUAUCCCCCGGUCCCGAGGAUGAGGAGUCCGAGUUGUACAAGUGUUCUCACUGUGAGCUGAAGUUCCUAGCUCUCCCAAUUCUGGCGAAACAUCUAUUGAACCACAAUGAGGAGUUUCAGAAGAGGGCCAUGAGGCAGGAGAGGAGGAGGCAGCUGCUCAGCAAACAGAAAGCCGCAGAAAUACCUGAGACCAAACCGGAGAAGGAAAGCCCUGAAAAUAAAGCUCCCAUAGGAUUCAGGUGUAACUUCUGCAUAGAGAUGCAUUCCACCCUCCGAGCCAUCUGCAACCACCUUAGGAAGCACGUCCAGUAUGGAGAAGUCAAAGAGGGACAUGUCAAGCAGGAAGUCAGCGAGGUCCCCCUGACCCUGCCUUCAGAGACCCUGACUAAUGGCGACCUCGAGGGGGAUGAAGCAGCUGAAGCUGACGACCUCGAGAGAUACUCGGCUACGACGAUGGGUUCACCCUUGGUUUCCACAGAUUCUGUUAGUGUUGCCACGGAGACACUGAAAACAGAAAUGGAUGCUGUUGGAGGAAUGGGAGCGGCCCUCGUGGCUGCAGCGAGGGCCACAGUGUCAGAGGGCGAACUGAAGCAACGCUUAGCAGCAGGGGGUCACCCAUGUGCCCAGUGUGACCGAGUCUUCAUGUCCAUGCAGGGACUGAGGUCCCAUGAGAGGAGCCACUCAGCCAUGGCAAUGUUCAGCAGAGAAGACAAAUACAGCUGCCAGUACUGCCAGUUCGUCUCACCCUUCAGACACAAUCUGGACAGACAUGUGCAGUCUCACCACGGGCACCACAAGCCCUUCAAGUGCAAGCUCUGCCCCUUUAAAUCUGCCUACGUGAGCCGCUUGAAGAGCCACCUGCAUAAGGCACACACAGGUGAGCAGCACACAUACAAGUGCUUGUCGUGCCCCUUCUCCUCGAUGACCAUCAGCCUGCUGAAGGAGCACUCUCUGAGAGACCAUGGAGAGGCCCUGACCCUCCCCAAACUGCGGGCUGCUACCCAGGCUGUUCAUGCCGCCCUCAGGCCCUCACGGCUGGCCAGUAACGCAGAGCAGACUCCCUUGGACCCGGAUGAUCCAUCAUACCUGGAGACAGCGGAUGUUCGUCAGCAGCUUAGUCAUUACCAGCUGGCCUCCCGCAGUCAAAUGUCUUCCAGCUCCACACCUGGCGUCUCAACAGCGGCUGAUAAUCGCCCAGACAGCAUCCUCACUUGUGAGUUCUGUGAGUUCAGCUCUGGGUACAUGCAGAGCCUGCGUCGGCACUACAGGGACCGCCACGGUGGCAAGAAGCUCUUCAAGUGCAAAGACUGUUCCUUUUUCACCUGCUACAAGAACACCUUCACCAUGCAUGUGGAGGCCGGUCACAACAACAAUGCACCUGCCAACCUACCUAAAGACCUGCGCUGCCCUCUCUGCCUCUACCACACCAAACACAAGAGCAACAUGAUUGACCACAUUGUCCUGCACAGAGAGGAGCGCGUGGCUCCGCUGGAGGUCAGCCGCUCCAAGUUGUCGCGCCACCUGCAGGGCCUCGUGUUCCGUUGCCACAAAUGCACCUUCACAUGCUCCAGUGACCAGACCCUGCAGCUGCACCUGCAGAAGCACGCUGAGAUCAAACCCUACCAGUGCCUGCUCUGUUAUUACGACAGCAGUCAACGGAGCCAGCUAGAGGAGCAUCUGCGCCUUGAGCACAAGGUUAUCCGGAACUUCGAGCUGAUGGGCCGCGUCAACCUGGACCAGCUGGAGAAGAUAAAGGAACAAGGGAGCAGCGCAGAGGAGGAAGAAGCAAGAGAAAUCAUGGAGAUGGUUAGAGAUGGAAAAGUAGCUGCAGAGGACGAGGACGAAGGAAUGGAGAUUAUGGAGAACAUGUUGGAGGAACAGAGAGAGAUGGAUGAUGAAGAGAUAGAGGACAACAUCAAAGAGGAAGAGGAGGAAGAAGAUGAAGAUGAUGUCAGAGGGGUUAAGGAGGAGAAGCCUGGCUUACAAGAAGUCCUUGCAUCUCCCAGCAGCAGCAGCAGCAGCAGCUGUUCUGCAGAGAAGCGUCUUCCCUGUGAGUUCUGUGGCCGCUGCUUCACCAACAGCCUCGAGUGGGAACGUCAUGUCCUUCGACAUGGCAUGAUGGUUAACAACAGUCAAAUGGACACCAGCACCACCUCCGCGAUAGAGGCCUCAGCUUCAUCUUCCACUGGCUCCUCUGUCUUGUUGGAGGACGCAGGAUUGGACCUGAACGAGGAAGUGAACACUGCUGAUAUAUCACUGAGAAGCCCAAGCCAGUAUGUGGAAGACAAAGAAAUGCUUGACACCAAAAAGGAUGAACAGUUUGGUUGAACUGAUUGUGGCCUCUUGGUAGAAGCUGAUAACAUUGGGUAGGAUCAGCACUGAGUUGAAUCUUAAAAUAGGACGUCAAAGGAAACAAAAAGAUUGAAACUGAAAAAAAAAGUGACUACUUAUGAGUUGGAGCAUUACUAGAUUUUAGGUGUUACAUAUUUAAGUAUUAGAUUGUGCUGCAUAAAACGGCUGAGCUCUUUAAACGGGCAGUCCCCUAGGACAGAUCUUAAUAUAUUGGUAACCAAUAGUGAACAGAACUCUUUAUUGCUGACAUUCUGGUCAAAUCUACAGUGAAAGAUCCCACCUAGAUAAAAAACUAAGCUAUUUAUAAAGAAUGUUGUCCAAAAUGAUUAACUAAAUUUAGUAUUUUAUUAUUUGAAGCACCUUUUACACUCCCCCCAAAACAUGGGUAGUAUAAAUUUACCCAAAAGGAACAAACAAGAUAUGAAAGCAUUUAAAACCGUGGCCCACUGUAGAGCUUCCUUUUCUCGUUUCUUGUCGAACUUUUUUCAUCUUAGCCCUGUGUUAAAUGUGUAGAAGUAUUCCUUGAAAAAGAGUCGCACCUUAUCUAUUUUAGUAAAACCACAAAUCGUGUUUCCUUCAUUCGUAGAAAAUACUGACAAUUUGCCCCAAUGUUUGUAGCAAAUUGCUAUAUUUUAGGUCCCUUAAUAUUAUACUACGUAUAAGCCUUCAGCCUGUGGCACCCUUCACAUUUUGACUUUAUUUGUUUAUUGUCCAGUAAUUUCACUGAUGAAAUUAUGGAAGUAAUGGGAUUAGUUUAAAUCUCUCGUCCCCUGUGAGAUAUCCUGCUGUCUGUUGUCCUGGGCUCUCAGAAGAUCAAUAUAACAACAGAGAUAUGUUCAAUGUGUCAUUACUGUAUCCAUGUGAUAUACAGUAGGUAUCCGUUAAGAUGAGCAUAGCAAGAGUUCGCCUGAAAAGUAACCACAGGUUUUACACAAAUGGCAUUAUGAUCAAUAGACGGAUGUUACACUUGUCUUUUCAGUGCAAAAUUCAUAAUUGGAUGUGCCAGAAUCCAGUGAAGUGCAUCCACAAAUGACAAUUUAAUGCAAAGUUUGGAGGAGGCUGACCACUACGGCUGAGUGUUAAAGCCAGUGCUUAAGUGCCUUAAAAUGCAGUUCCCCUAAUAGCCACCAAAUGGCUUUAAAAUGUCGCCUGCUGGUUGGAAAGUAACCAGGAAAUCAUCCCCCAAUCUCUCAAAAUCUAAUGUUUCUUUCCACAAGAAUUUAUGGCCUCAACAGGUAAUAUCACUUCUUCUAAUGUGUGCCUUAGUGGCCCUUUUGAAAGUCAUUGUUGAAAUAAAAUCAGAUUAGAUUAAAUAAGAUUAAACUUUUAUUGUAAUUGCACAGAGUGAGUACCAGCACAAGAACCAGGGUAGUGCAAACCGCAGUGAAGAGGAUGUUGAGGCUUAAAGUGUUGGUUCUUACCAAAUUACGUAGAAAAUAUAUAUAUAAUCAACCUCUGCCAUGCAGAUAUCUUUGUUUUUAUUUGAGAUAUCCGUCGGAGAUUUAAUGCCGAUCGAAGGGAAGUGGAUGGAAUUUAAUUGUUAUAUUAACAGCAUAAAAGAAAUGGAGCUGUGCUUAUGGAAAGAAACGCUGCUAAGUGUGUGGUUGUUGUUUUUUUAAUGCUGUGAGCACAACAAAUAUAAUUCCAUGCUGAACUGGUUAUAAGUGGAGCCAUGUUUGCUUGAUUGACAGAUGUCUCUGCCUUUCACAGUCAGCCUUGGUGAUUACCUCAACUCCAUCCAGGUCCUUCCACAUGGCCCAAAUUCAGAUUUUUAGGCUCCAAAUGACUGAUAGGCUGGCAUUAAGCAUUACACUCAAAUCUUGGCCGCGAGACGUCCCUUCAGAAACUUAUGGCUGAUGCCACAGACACCACAAACAUGUUUUUCUGCAGUUUGUGGUCCAGUUUUGAUGUAAUGAGAAACACUGAAAAGACAAAUGUGACUAGGUCUAAAAGCCCUCAAACCAUUUGUUUCCACGAAUAUAAAGCAUAUUUACCACUGGGACUGUAUGUUGAAGAUUUACUUUUUAAAGGUGUCAAAUCCCCCAACUUAAACCCCUUUAAAAUAGCACAACUGUCAUAGUCUGCAUUAGUGUGCUUCUUUUUAGACAAAGUUAUCAUAUUAUUGUUGAUACUGACAAAAGGCAGAGAUUGUAUUUGUUGGAAGUUGCUGCUUGAAUGCCCUAAAGCCUUAUAAGAUAAUGAAUAGCAAAUGUCCAAUGUCCAAUUCCAAUAUGACCAAUAAGCAACAUUAAACAAUCUGAAAUAAAAUGGCUGAUAACUACAAUAUCAAAUUUGUAGAGGAGCACAGUUAAUGCCAUUGUGUUCUUGGUACCAAAAUAUUUACCAAGCCCGCGGUGUUUGCUGCUGUGAUUGUCUUUCCUGAGCAUUGAACCAUUGAUGGAAAUGGGAAAUUUGAGUUUGGAACCAGGAACCAACAUGUUUGCAGCCAUGUAUAGAAAACAAAACUACUUGUUAAGUGUUUGAACCGUGGUGUUUCAGAAAGGAUACUUUAACCCUUUUUUCCUUUAGGUGUUUUCAUUUAAAAAAAGAAGAAAAAAAAGAAAUCUAAAGAUGAUAGCUAACCCUUAGGGGCUGUUUGAGUCCCCAAUUCAACAUUAUUACGCUGUUGUACAAUGUCUGGUUACAAUAAAAAAAUAUCUCCUUUUUUGUACUGUAAUGGGAAUGAGCUGAUAGGAAGAGCAGUGUGGUUGUACAAUAUUUAAACAUAUGAAGGAAAAAUGAUACCGUUCUUUACUAAUUAAUGGCCAGGACUUUUAUUGUGAAGAAGAAAAAUGUGGCAAAUUUAAGAGACAAGAAAAUACAUUUCUUUGGGGGCACCUGAACUGCUUGGUCCUUUUCUGGGAUUGGCCACCAUCUGGGUUCCCAGUCGACCUAUAGAUCCCUCUGGGAUCUAGCUGACUCAUGUCUAAUCGAACAUCUGACACUCCAGUAUCUUCUGUCCAUCACCAGAAAGGACAUCUGCUUACUCUACCCCCACACAACAAGAGGUGGGAAUGUAGCAGCACCACUAUGUUCCUCAUUCCUUGUAAUACCUUAAAAAUCCUGUUGAGAUGGUGCUGAAUCUCAAAGCCCUUUUUCUGUUUUUUCAGGACGAGCUUGUAGCUUUUUGAAAGUUAAACUGUUUGAAAACUGUUGUUGUAGAAAUAAGGUUUGUAAGGCAGCUUGUUGCCCAGCUUGAAAGCCCAGUGUAAAACAGAUGAUAAAUUGGGACAAUCUGGGUAAUGAAGCUGUCAACCCGAAAUUGUUUGUUGUUCUGUGGAUCAUUUUAAUAGAAAAUGACUAUGAAUCCCUCACUGUGUGCAGUCUCUAGACUGUGAUAUUCCCAGUUUACCCAAAGUUAAGCCCCUGCUGACAACACACUGGAUACUUGUAUAUAUGUUUAGUUUGUUUCCGAUGCAUUUCUCUUUUCAGACUGUUGUCUCCAUAGUUUGACACUAGAAUCUCCUUCUUGCCUUUCUUCCCAUAUAAAUCUGAUUACCUGAUGGUGGGUUGUGAUGUUGCCUAGAAUGAUUGUUUACAAUUUUAUUCCAUUUAUCUCUGGAUAUUCUGUAAAUAUUGUAAUUCAUUGUCUUUUUUUAACUUGAUAAUAAAGUUAUCAGAUAACGGUUAA